GUCUCAGUCCCGGGUAAAUUUUUACUCACACAACGCUACGAGUUCCUGAACUGUUUCUUAAUUUCAGUAACUUGUAUAUACAUUGCGUUCAGCGUGUGUGUUGUAGUUACUAUUAAACUGUUACAGUUAGCAGGUACAGGCUGAGUUUCUGGGGCAGAGAUUGGCGAUACAGCGGAGGGAUGUCGCGCGGUGAACUGGAGAAGCUGGACCCGGCUGUUUUCCAGAAGCAAAUGCACAAUCUGAAAUUUAGCAUGGAAGAAGAGGGGGAGAGUAAUCUGUGCAUUGACACUGACUCGGACACAGCAGAGAAGAAGGAUGGGACCAAGUGUAAAGUCAAAUGGACUCAGGAAGAGGAUGAAAAUCUCAAAAUCCUGAUAAGCAACUUUGGGAAAAAAGAUUGGAAAACCAUUGCCAGUUUUUUACCUGGACGGACAGAAUUCCAGUGUAUGCUCCGCUGGAAAAAACACCUUGAUCCUGAUUUAGUCAAAGGCUUCUGGUCCAAAGAGGAAGAUGAAAAGAUAAUAGAGCUAGUGGGCAAGUAUGGCACCAGGCACUGGACUUUGAUUGCCAGGCACUUGAAAGGAAGGUUGGGGAAACAGUGUCGCGAGCGCUGGCACAACCACCUUGACCCACUGGUGAAAAAGAGCUCCUGGACCAAUGAAGAAGACCUCAUUAUCUACAAAGCCCACUCCAUUCUGGGAAACCGGUGGGCUGAGAUCGCCAAGCUGCUUCCUGGAAGGACAGACAAUUCUGUGAAGAAUCACUGGAACGCCACCAUCAAACGUAAAGCUGAGUUGGGCCUGUACAAAGACGACGCUAACAGCAUUUCUCUUGAUAUUCAACAGUUUGUGGAAGGAGAGGUGGACUUCAAAUGUGAUGUUGUAUUAGACACUGAACCAGUAACUCCUGAAGUGGUCAGGACAGUGAAAGAGAAGAAACAGAAGGAGAAAGCCAAGCAGCAGACAGCUGUUCCAUCUCCACAGACUUUGGCAUCAAGGAGAGAGUUUUCCUCUCUGAGUCCGACCUUGCCUCCCAGUUCGAGUUCCAGCCCCAGUUCCAGCUCAGGUGCUCCACGAGCAGCCGCACCAGUAGACCAGAAGAAGUUUGCUGAUGCGGCAUUGAGGAUGAUCGCUGAGGACAUGCUGCCACUCAGUUUUGUUGAAGGAGCAGGCUUCAGGUCUUUCAUGAGCACCAUUAGUCCUGAAUACAACAAGCUGUCCCAGCGUGCCAUGGGCCUGCAGCUCUAUGAUGAUGUGGAGAGAACCAUUAAGCCUCAGCUCAUCCGUGACCUUAAAGCCUGCCUUGCCAGAACCAAAGAUGGUGAGAAUGCCAUUCAUGUCACCUUUGACCUCUGGGCUGGGGAUCAAUCCCAACCAGUGGAGGAGCCCAUCAUCAUUGUGCAGCUCCACUUUGUCAGUGAUUCCUGGCAGAUCCGCCGUCCCAUUGUGGCUUUCCGUCACCUCACCCACAAAAACCUCAGCACUGCUGUAGCCAGAGAGCUUGAAGGUGUGCUUCUGAGCUAUGGCAUAUUUUCACACAGCAUUGGCUAUGUACUUGCCAACCAGGCCAAAGACACCCUGGCUGGGAACAACUUAUUCUGCGACUACAAGAUCAUGUGCUCAUCCAACAGGGGAGAACCAGAUGGAGAUGAGAUAGUGGCAUUUUUGUCAGACCAGUUGUCAGAACCAGGGUCCCCCUUUUCAGAGCUUCAGAUCGGGACCCGAACCAUCUGUGUGGCCAAAACACUGCAGCUGGUGAUCAAGGAGGCACUGAAGAAUUCCAGGGUAGUGGAGAACCUGCUCUCACAGGUCCACAACGUGGUGGCUUUCUUUAGGAGCAGUGCCUACUGGAGUGAGGUAUUGUUGAGGGAGUGCAGCGUGUCUCUGUGCCCUUCUUCCAGUAAUUGCCGCUGGAACUCCAUGAUGCUGUCUUUACGCCGUAUGGUCCAGGAGUCGGCCUGGAGCGCCAUUAUGACGCUUCUUGCCCAGGCUCGCAUAGAGGCUAAUGACACAGCCAGUGCUCCACCUCUGGUCAUGGUCAGGAGGGAACAAGUGAUUGACAUCCUGAGUCUCAUUGAGCCAUUUGAGGAGGCCUUGCAGGUCCUGCAAGGAAAUGGUGUGACCAUCUCUUUUAUCAUACCCUCCCUCAUUGGCCUUGAUAAGACCUUGGAGAGCCGUGUUACCAACUACACUCACUUCAACAAGGCCCUGCGCACAGGCCUCCACACACACUUCCAAUCCCUGAUUCACCAGAAGGACAUGAUACUAGCUGCUGUGCUUGACCCUAGGAUCAAAAUGCAGCCGUUUUCUGAUGCCAAACUGGAGGACCAGACAGGUUUCUUAACUCCUCUGUCAAAGUAUCAGGCUCGUACCAUCGUGGAAGCCACAUUAGAAAGCAUGGAGGCCUCAGCAUCUCCCUAUGUGGAAGCAGAUAAAGACCAGACAAACAAGGAGUUGAAAAAGGGGCAGGAUGGUGAACAGGAAAACCAAUCCAACACACUAAUAGAGGCAUCUGGUGCCAGCUCAGAUGAAAACAACUACGACGGAGUCAGUGGAAACGACCUGAAGCGCAAGUCCAUCUUCAACUUCCUCCAGCCACCUGCAAAGACCAUGAAGAGGUCAGAGCUUGAUGUGUACCUGUCCGAACCACUGUGGGAGAGCAACUCCAGUGUGCUUUACUGGAAGGCUGCUACUCGCUUCCCCGAGCUCCAGGGCAUUGCCAAGAAGCUGCUAGCAGUACCAGCCACCUCAGGGGGCUUCGACCGGCUCUAUCCAAUGGCAGCAUGUAUUGUAAGAGCCAAGAGGAACCGCCUGCCACCUCACACCACAGAGAGAUUGCUUCUAUACAAAAACUCUUUAAAGACAAAGACUGUUAAAAAGCCCAUCGGUGUCACUAAACACUGAUGGUCAACUCACUAUUGGGUCUGGUUAUUCUGUCCUCCACACUUGCUUCUCCAUACAGCAUCCCACUGAAUUAAAUUUCUUCCAACAUUAGAUUAAACUAACUAAAUUAAGCAUCAUUCAACCUUGCAGUAGUAGGCAACAGAAGCAAACUAUAUUAAGUGUAUUGAAAGUGAGGGUGGUGAAUAUCUCUUUAAAAAACAAGCUGAACACAAUAACAACCAGUUACCUACCAUCAGAGGUCAAACUUAUAUUUUUUCAGUUCUGUGAAGACUUUGUGCUGUCACUGCCAUCCCACAGACAGAGGAGGAAAUGAAGACUGAUCAGUGUCCUCAUGUGUAGGAUAUGAAAUGUUCUUGCUCCCACUGAUUGUAUUAAAAAGACACUGUAACAGACAGCAAAGCACAAAUCUACCUUAAUGCCAUAAGAAUAACUUUAUGCAAUAAAAGUGCUACAUAUCAGA
Messenger RNA from Seriola dumerili (greater amberjack), 3363 nucleotides. RefSeq lists its product as uncharacterized. The record is from RefSeq and is a predicted model, not a curated record. The coding region runs from base 180 to 2903 and encodes 907 amino acids. Gene Ontology annotation, cellular component: nucleus. Gene Ontology annotation, molecular function: protein dimerization activity; DNA-binding transcription factor activity, RNA polymerase II-specific; RNA polymerase II cis-regulatory region sequence-specific DNA binding. Gene Ontology annotation, biological process: regulation of DNA-templated transcription. NCBI's taxonomy places the organism in Eukaryota, Metazoa, Chordata, Actinopteri, Carangiformes, Carangidae. The transcript has 13 exons.